Molecule: messenger RNA, 687 nt
Organism: Rosa rugosa (rugosa rose)
Lineage: Eukaryota; Viridiplantae; Streptophyta; Magnoliopsida; Rosales; Rosaceae
Exons: 1
Coding region: 1-687 (228 amino acids)
Source: RefSeq, a predicted model, not a curated record
AUGGCAACGAUUGAUGAGGUUGCAGCAAGCUUUGCAUCGUCGCUGGCUCUGCUAGGUGACGAUGUCGUGGAUCUCUCCAAGAUGUCGGGUGCGGAUACCAGGCGUGAAUCUCAGGCCUAUCUCCUUGCAAGGCCUCUCACAUCGAAGCCGUUUACGGCACCAGAUCUGCAGCGCCACUUCAAGCGCGUAUGGGUUCUCAAUGCUGCUUUCACUGUCCAAGAAAGGGCUCAGAAACUCUUUGUGAUAGCGUUCGAUCUGCGCAAGGAUAGGAACAAGGUACUGAAGGGAGGUCCUUGGUAUUUCCAGCGUGCUCCAGUUGUCAUCCAUGAUUAUGAUGGCUUGAAAUCCCCCACUGCAAUCCAGAUGGAUGAGCUGUUCCUGUGGGUGAAGAUUCGUAACAUACCACCGGCCUUGGAGGUAAAGCAUACCAUCAUGAAUAUUGCUUCGGUUGCUGGCAGGUUUCUGGAAUGGGAUGACAAGCUAUUCAAGGCGUCUGGGGCUGUUAGGGUUCACGUGGCGCAUCAGAUCGCUAAACCUUUCUUCCUGACAGAAACUCUCAAACUAGCACCGGGAGUGAUUGAGGAAAUAUCCUUUUUCUUUGAAAACCUUCUGGGCCGCUGUCAUGAUUGUGGUCUUAUUGUUCAUGAGCAUGGGACUUGCCAACUUGCAGGAAAGAACGCGCACUAG